ACAGAGAGUAGCAGGCUGCCUGCAAGUCAGGAUGAGAGCCCUCACCAGAACUCAACUGUGCUGACAACCUGAGCUCAAAGUUUCCAUACUCCAGGACUGGGAGAAAUAAAUGUCUUGUUGUUUAAGUCCCUCCAGUCUAUGGUAUUUUGCUAUGGAGUCACUUGGCCUCCAUUUUACGGAUCAGCAGGUGCUGUGUUGAAUGAGUGAACUGUUGAGGCCAGAAGAAAGCUAGAGACCAGGCAGGAGUCUGCUGCCUCAUCUUAGCAAGGAAGAAUGCUGGCUUGGGCCUGCCACCCAGAAGAGGGACUGAGUGGGAGAAACUUGCUAAUAUCCAGUCCUGCAGGUACCAACACACGUGGAAGAGCCUGCAUUCCUCCCGGACCCCAAUGAUGGCAGUCUGUAUACACUUGGAGGCAAGAACAAUGAAGGCCUUACGAAACUUCCCUUUACUAUUCCGGAACUGGUACAGGCAUCCCCAUGCCGAAGUUCAGAUGGAAUCCUCUACAUGGGUAAAAAGCAGGACAUUUGGUAUGUCAUCGACCUCCUGACUGGUGAGAAACAGCAGACUUUAUCAUCAGCCUUUGCAGAUAGUCUCUGCCCAUCAACUUCUCUUCUGUAUCUCGGUCGGACAGAAUACACCAUCACCAUGUAUGACACCAAAACCCGUGAGCUCCGCUGGAACGCCACCUACUUUGACUAUGCAGCCUCACUGCCCGAAGAUGAUGUAAACUACAAGAUGUCCCACUUUGUGUCCAAUGGCGAUGGACUGGUGGUAACUGUGGACAGUGAAUCUGGGGAUGUCUUGUGGAUCCAAAACUAUGCCUCUCCAGUGGUAGCCUUCUAUGUCUGGCAUCGGGAGGGCCUGAGGAAGGUGAUGCACAUCAAUGUCGCUGUGGAAACACUGCGCUACUUGACCUUCAUGUCUGGCGAGGUGGGGCGCAUCACCAAGUGGAAGUACCCAUUCCCCAAGGAGACAGAGGCCAAGAGCAAGCUGACGCCCACCCUGUAUGUUGGGAAGUACUCCACCAGUCUGUACGCUUCCCCGUCCAUGGUACAUGAGGGAGUCGCGGUCGUGCCCCGCGGUAGCACUCUUCCAUUGCUGGAAGGCCCUCAGACUGAUGGUGUCACCAUUGGGGACAAGGGGGAGUGCGUGAUCACACCCAGCACAGACCUCAAAUUUGACCCUGGACUCAAAGGGAAGAGCAAGCUGAACUACUUGAGGAAUUACUGGCUUCUCAUAGGUAAGAGCCUUACGUGGUGGCGUACUGCCUCCUGGUGGGCAGAAGCCAGCCCUGCUUGCUUACUGCUCUUCAUUCUGAAUAUAUUUUGCACUGUCCAGUUCAAAAGGGUUGUUUAUUAUUUCCAAGGAGAAUAAACACGGUAGCCAGGUUAUUGGAUAGUCCUUAAAAGCUGUUUACUUAAAAAAAAAUUAAAAAAAAUUAAAAGCUGUUUACUUAAUGUUUAAGUACUAAGUUAUGUAAACUUGUGUAAUUAUCUGACACAAGAAUAUCUGUUCCUGGGCUGGUAGACUGGCUCAAGUGGUAGAGCACUUGCCUAGCAAGUAUGAGGUCCUGAUUUCAAACCCCAGCACUGCCAAAAAAAAAGAAAAAUUCCCAAAGACAAACAAAAAAGAAUAUCUAUUCCUUAUUCAGAAGUGACCUUGUGUGAGGUGUGAGAUAGGUACCCUUGUUAUUUCCAUUGUAUAACUGGGAUAGAAAAUGAAUGUGGGUGAGGGC
Messenger RNA from Castor canadensis (American beaver), 1736 nucleotides. The record is from RefSeq and is a predicted model, not a curated record. NCBI's taxonomy places the organism in Eukaryota, Metazoa, Chordata, Mammalia, Rodentia, Castoridae.